AUGGUUAUCAACAACCCUUCAACCUCCAACKGCCUAUGGUCAAACACUAACCCCACCCGACAGUCUUCCACCAACCAAUCUCCCGCGCGCAACAUCCGCGGCGUGGAGAACCUCAUCACCGAGCCAACUCCCAUCGUGACCUGUCCUUUCCGCAACGGCUUCCAGCGCAUCAACGUGGAAGCUUUCAUGGGCGAGCAGCAGCUCCAAGACCGACCUCUCGCAGUACGCUGCAUGAUCAGCGCUUGGGCUAGCAUGCUGAACCUCGGACGCAAGGGGGAGGCCAAGGCGAUCUGGGAGAUGGGAACGAAGGCUUUUGAAGAGGGGAUCUGGGAGAGCACCGUUGAGCAGUGCUUGAAGGGGUCGAAACCGGAUGGUGAGCAGGAGAGUCUUGAGGAGGGCGGUGUGCCCGUGAGUGAGAAGUAG
Molecule: messenger RNA, 423 nt
Organism: Ramularia collo-cygni
Lineage: Eukaryota; Fungi; Ascomycota; Dothideomycetes; Mycosphaerellales; Mycosphaerellaceae
Exons: 1
Coding region: 1-423 (140 amino acids)
Source: RefSeq, a predicted model, not a curated record